Molecule: messenger RNA, 1996 nt
Organism: Lepisosteus oculatus (spotted gar)
Lineage: Eukaryota; Metazoa; Chordata; Actinopteri; Semionotiformes; Lepisosteidae
Gene: irag3a
Product: inositol 1,4,5-triphosphate receptor associated 2
Cellular component (GO): endoplasmic reticulum membrane
Source: RefSeq, a predicted model, not a curated record
AGGAAAAAGAGGAAGACUUUUGGGACAGGGAGCAUGAAAAGACUGAGAGAGAAAUACUGAGAAAGAAAGAGGUGGGAGGAAAACCAAGUUCAAUCGCAUUAAGCAAUGACACCCUUGUAAACACAUGGUAGCCUCAGCAUGCGCAUUGCUCUCGCCAUCCUCACUCCAGCCCAGGAAUUUCCCAAACUCCUUUCAGCUCGGAGAGUAUCUCUGCCAGGCUGAGGAGUUUGGGGCUCCUGGGGGCUCUUUGGGGGCUGAAGGUGGUGGUGGAGGUCUCAGAGUGAGGAAUUCAGGAGCAGAAUGAGUGGCUCCCCACCUCGUUCCCCCCCAGUGCUCCAGCGUUCUCACUCCCUCUCCUCCCUGCCUCCGUGCCGGGACCCCUGGCCAGACUGGACACAGGGCAGUGGGAAUGAGCAGAAUCCUGGGACACAGGACACCAACAACACUUCAUUACCCAGUAAGAAACAACUGAGACAGCAGGCAAAAGACCAGGAAGUCCAUCACACCAGUGAAACAACAGCAGGCUGCAGGCAGGACCCCACCCCAAGCCAGGAGGUGAUCAGCACGAUGAGUGGCCAGCGCCCCAGUGGCUCCGUGGACAAAGAGAGAGGCAGUGGGGAGAGUGAGGAAGAUUCAGAUUCUGAUGACCUGGGCACUUCCUUGGAUGAACAGUCCAUUCUGGAGCGACUCGGCCUUAAUAGCAUGCAGCUGACAGAAGAGGAGACAGAGUCUGCCUUUGCCCAGCUGUCCCUGGCAUUCCGCUGCGACCAGUACACCCUGAAGAGAAGGCUGCAGGCCGAAGAGAGAGCCAGAGACGUCGCUGAGGAGAACUUCCGCCAAGAGCUGGAGAAUGGCCGGGCCACGCUGCAGACCCUGAAAGGCCUGUUUGUGGACAGCAAGCGUGGCAGGAUCGUGCAGAAGCUGGAGCAGAGCCUGGAGGUCCUGUCCAACACCAUAGAGCGCAUUUCCAGUACCGCAGAGCUUCUGGGGGCUGUGCACCAGGAGGCACGAGUGAGCCACGCAGUGGAGCUGAUGGUCGCUCACGUGGAGAACCUGAAGCGGCGCCAUGCGCGUGACCAGACUGAGCUGGAGGAGACCAAGAGGAUGGUGCUGAGGAACUCUCGCAGCCGUCGCCUCAGUGAGUCGCAAGAAGAUGGUGACCUGAGGCAGAAAACAUACCUGAGACACUCCCAGCACGGUGCUCGGCGAAGGGUCAGCAUUGCGGUGAUUCCCAAACAGGCCCAGCUGCACAGCUCCGAUUCCAGAGGCUCAGACGAUGGGAAAAGCAGUGUGGAGACAGAUUUCUUCUGGGCUCUAGGGGAUGCCAGCCAGCCCAGCAGCAGGCAGCCUAUAGUCCUGCAGGAAUCAUCUGCAGACAGCAGCUCCCCAGAGGGGCAAAGGGACCCCUCCCCCCUCCCAGCCACAGGACACCCUGGAGACAGCAACUGCGAAAAAGAGGACUUGUGUUCUAACAGGUCGGCCCAGCAGACACUGCGAUUCCGGCGCAGGAGCAAGGAGGUGAUGCAGCCAGGCCUGGCUGGGGAGGGAUUGGAGGCGUUGGAGGAGUUCAGUGACCAUGACACCUUUGCUCUUGAAAGGUGUGCCCACUCCAUUGAGCGGCGCCCCCUGCUGCACGGGCUGUGGCAGUGUGGCUGGUUCCUCCUCUGGCUGUUCCUCAUGGCGGUGGCCUGCACCCUACUGACUGCCAUCUUGUUGUGGCGUCUGCGACCUCUGAACCUCUGGGCAUGACUUCUGUGUGCCACUGGCCCGUCCUCGGACACACAGGAUCUCUGGCCCCCCGGCCUCUGUGUCCUGCUCGUUAGAUUCUGCCAUUACAGAGUGCAGGAUGCUAUGACAUCACCCUUAUAAAGGAUUAUUAUGGUGCAGUAUUUUAAAUGAAGAGUAAAGCCUAAUAUAGCACAAUGAAAUGUAAUGCAAAAUUAUGGUAAAAGCAAUGGUUUUGAAACAAAGUGGAAUAAAGGUUAAGUAAACUAAA